AUGACAACUAAUAUGAUAAUAGUAGAGGAAAUAUCUCCAAACGACAAGAAAGUUCACGAGACUGUUAGAUUAAAAGGUACAUUAAAGGAACUCGAUAAGAAAAUAAGCGUUUCUUAUUCAUGGCAAAAUAUAACCAAAGCUAACACCACCUUAUUUGUUUAUAGUAAUAAGGUAUAUGAUCCUUCAAAUGAGGACAAUUUGUUUGGAAAUGAUAGCGUUACAGAAUGGCUUCGAGGUCUCCUCGGUAAAGAUGCAACAAGAGAGAUUCUUCACACAAGGAGGAAUUCUUUAAUCAAGUUCAUUUCCGCUAUAGAAUUUGAUUGGUUUCUAUCAUGGCAGCUUGGUAAAUAUCGAACGACAUCACACAUUAUAUUAUUAGUCACGUGUUAUUCAGAAGACGAACAUUUAAAGCGCACAACACUUGAUUCAUUGGCCAAUAACGAUAAAACAACUCCGGAGAUAUGCGAGGAUUUAAUUGAACCAUUCAAUUUAUCUAGUUUCGAUUUAGCCAUAGGAAAGAUGGCACACCAGAAGAACGAAAAAGGGCUUAAAUCCAGUAAACGAGAUUCACAGCUUAUAUUAAUGGAAUGGCUUAGCAACAUAUUUUUUAACGAACGUAUGACACCAUUGGAAUUCGAAUUGUUUGAAAAGGAUAGUGUUAGUAGGAUGGUGGCAGUGAUGGAACGUGAUCCAACGGUUAUGGGACUUUGUGGAGAAAGGAAAAUAGCGAAUAAGAAACGAGUUGGGGUAUUUUUGUAUGUAUCGUAUCAAAGCACCAAAAUAAUGGAUAUUCCAUUCCCAUACUCGCAAAAUCCUAUCGUAGAAUUAUAUUAUUCAACCACCGUAGAAAUGUUGCAUCAAAAAUUUAUUGCUCCUUGGAGAAGAUAG
Funneliformis mosseae is the source of this 888-nucleotide messenger RNA. The record is from the annotation of a GenBank genome assembly. NCBI's taxonomy places the organism in Eukaryota, Fungi, Glomeromycota, Glomeromycetes, Glomerales, Glomeraceae.